Molecule: messenger RNA, 214 nt
Organism: Cetraspora pellucida
Lineage: Eukaryota; Fungi; Glomeromycota; Glomeromycetes; Diversisporales; Gigasporaceae
Source: the annotation of a GenBank genome assembly
UAUCAUUUAUUGGCUUGAUGCAAUGGAACAAAAGGAUAAUAAUGAGAUCAAAAAACAAUUCUUAGAGGCCGAUAAUAUGAUAUCAAAAAUUGAAUCAUCGAUUCAUCCGAAUCAUAUGUAUACAAGCAAACCAAUAAAAAUAAUCGAUGCUUCAAAUUCAAGUAGACAGAACACGUUUACUCAAGGAUUAUAUCUUUCUGAUUAUAAUAUUUAA